Molecule: messenger RNA, 2922 nt
Organism: Tilletiopsis washingtonensis
Lineage: Eukaryota; Fungi; Basidiomycota; Exobasidiomycetes; Entylomatales
Exons: 15
Coding region: 5-2440 (811 amino acids)
Biological process (GO): proteolysis
Cellular component (GO): cytosol
Molecular function (GO): oligopeptidase activity; serine-type endopeptidase activity
Source: RefSeq, a predicted model, not a curated record
ACCGAUGCCUCUCGCUCUGCUGGCCCGUCCUCUGCCUCGCACCGCCGUCCUCACGUCCAUCUUCGCGCUCUCCGUCUCGCUCUCGCUGCGCACCUCGCCGCUCUCCGCACCGCGCGCCAUGUCCUCGCGCGCCGCAAACGCGCCCGGCUGGGAUCCCGUGGCACGGCCCUUCCCGGCCGCGCGCCGCAGCGACGCCUCGGCGACGUACAAGAGCAAGGCGCAGGGCGAGGUCGUCGUGCCCGAGCCGUACGACUGGCUCGAGACGCCGCCGAGCCAGAGCAGCGAGACCAAGACGUGGGUGGAGGCGCAGGCGCAGGCAACGCAGGAGUACAUCGACGGCUACCCGGAUCGCGCGGUGUUCAAGAGGCUCCUAGAAUCAUCGUUCUCCUACCCGCGCACCUCGUGCCCAUCAGCGAAAGGCGACGGCGCCUUCUACUACAGCUACAACUCGGGCCUCGACCCGCAGAGCACCAUCUACCGCGCCACCGCCGAGGACGUGGCGCGGCCGACGGGAGACACGCCGGUAGGCGAGAAGUGGUUUGACCAGAACCUCAUGUCCAAGGACGGCACGGUCGCACUGUCCGCCACGUCGUUCUCCAAGAGCGGCAAGUACUUUGCGUACGGCAUCUCCAAGGCCGGCUCCGACUGGCUGCGCGUGUACGUGCGGCCCACGUUGGCGCCCUUCAACACGCCGCCGGCCGACGGCUCGACGGCGCGCACCGGCGGGCCGGACCGCCUAGAGGAUGAGAUCCGCUCCGUCAAGUUCAGCGGCAUCACAUGGCUGCACGACGACAGCGGCUUCUUCUACCAGGCCUUCCCCGAGGCCGAGAGCAUCGGCGCCGACGGCCACGGCACCGAGACCGACGCGAACAAGGACGCGCGCCUGCACUUCCACAAGAUCGGCACCAAGCAGAGCGAGGACGUGCUGGUCGUCGCCAAGGACCCCGUUACGCGGGAGAGCAUGUGGAGCACGGUCGUCAGCGACGACGGCGAGUGGGUCAUCCUCUCGAACUCGAAGGACACGGACACGAAGGCGCGGACAUACGUUGCGAGCCUCAAGGACCAGAAGGUCAGCGACAGCAUGAAGUGGAUCCCGCUCUCGACCGACUUCAAGUCCGAGCUGUCGUACCUCGGCAACGAUGGCACGACCUUCUACUUCAUGACCAACCGCGACGCUGCGAACUACAAGAUCGUAAGGAUCGAGCUUGACGCCUCGUCCGCGCAAAGCGGCCACCCGGCACAGCUGUCGGGCGACGUCAAGACGACGGACCUGCUGGCCGAGGACAAGGACGCGCUGCUGUCGACGGCGACGAUCAUCAAUGAGAACAAGCUCGUCAUCAUCUACUCGCGCAACGUGCAGGACGAGGUGUGGCAGUACGAGCUCAAGAGCGGCAAGCAGAUCAAGCGCCUGCUCCCUGAGCUGGUCGGCACGGUGACGCAGUUCUCGGGCCGGCGCGAGGACUCGACGGCCUACGUCUCGACGAUGUCCUUCGUCAGUCCCGGCACGCAGACGCGGCUCGACUGGGGCGCCUCGGCGGCGCAGAGCACGACGGCGACGCCCGAGGAGAGCGUAUACCGCACGACGCUCGUCGCCGGCAUCAAGCCCGACGACUUUGUCUCCGAGCAGCGCUGGUUCGAGUCCAAGGACGGCACAAAGGUGCCCAUGUUCCUCACGCGCCGCAAGGACACGCCGCUCGACGGCACGGCGCCGACGUGGUGCUACUUCUACGGCGGCUUCAACAUCCCGCUGGCGCCGACGUUCAGCCCCUCGCUCAUGACCUGGGUGCAGGCCUACGGCGGCGUGCUUGCCUGGGUCAAUGCACGCGGCGGUGGCGAGUUCGGCGGCAAGUGGCACGAUGCCGGACGCUUGCUCCACAAGCAAAACGUCUUUGACGACGUGCUUGCGGCAUGCGAGUACCUUAAGACCAACAAGAUCUCCGGCGUCACGAUCGUCAAUGGCGGCUCCAACGGCGGCCUCGGCGCCAUGGCCGUCGGCAACCAGGCCGAGGAGAAGCACGGCAUCGGCGCCGUCGUGGCGGAGGUCGGCGUGCAUGACAUGCUCAAGUUCAGCACGUGGACCAUCGGCGCAGCCUGGUGUGCCGACUAUGGCAACCCGAUUGAAGACCCCGUCAUGUUCGACUACAACUACAAGUACUCGCCGCUGCACAACGUCAACCCCAACAAGACGUACCCGACAGUCGCGAUUCUGAGCUCCGAUCACGACGACCGCGUGGUGCCGGCGCACAGCUUCAAGAUGGUCGCAGAGCUGCAGCACAAGCACCCGGAGAACCCCAACCCCAUCCUCGCGCGUCUCGAGCUCAAUGCGGGGCACGGCGCCGGCAAGUCGACGCAGAAGCGCAUCGAGGAGGCGUGCGACAAGUACGCCAUCGUCGCGCGGAGUCUCGGGCUGCAGCUCAAGAACAAGACGGCGGCGCUGUGAAGUCGCUCGCCCUGACUUGAGGCUGCGGCGCUCCAGGCGAGGAGGCUCUCUCUGCUCCUCACAUGCUCGCUUGCUGAUGACAAUGCGCAUCGCUGUCCGGCGAUCACGCUGCCUCUGCUCCCGCUUGACUCAGACUGCCCAGCGCCAUUGCUCGCGACUCGCAACUUACUGGAUCCUGCGGGUGCUGCUGCGCUCAGCCGGACUGCGUAUCGACCCCUGAGAGCGGCACAGGCACAGGCGCAGCUGGGACGAAGCGCAAAUGUCUUGUACUGCGGCUCUCGCAGGACCGUGGCGCUGAAGGAGAGGCUUGACCAUGCCUCACUGCACCCAUGUGCGGCUCCCACGGCAACGCAUGCGGCGGUGCUCAAGGGUCGGUGCGGAGGGCGUCGCCGGGCGGGAGGCUGUGCGCGCCGAUGUCGCCACGUGGCGAGGCAGCGCGCAAGGCACAGGGGCUGUGGCGCCGGCCGCGCACGAUCUCGAAG